AUGGUUCCUCUUUCCCACAGGUUUCUGCUAAAAACUGAGAAUCUGUCUCUUCCACUCUGCUUUGAUGUCACUGGAGAUGUUCGGCUUAAACUACUUCACCAUCCCAACUGGGAGCUGUCUGUGAAUGGUGAGCUUGAUACAGUAACGAAUGGAGGCUUCAGAAGGAUUGUCAUCCACUUCAAGACUGACCUUUAUGUUGAGGUUGACAAUGACAAUGUCAUCACUGUACGAGAGGGACAGACACUGACACGCCACACUGGACAGGCUCUCAUCACAGCUGGAAGUUUGACAGUGAUUAGGCGGAACAAGGAAAUAGAUGUUGCAGCUGGAGACACACGCAUGGUCAUCUAUAUUCAUGAGAAGGAUGGCAUGGAAUUCCUCUGGCCAGUUUUGAGACAGAAGCCAGUGGACAACAACGUUACAGGAAUUAUAACUCUAAAGCCAGCAGUUUAUGAGGAGGUGCAACAAACUCCUUCAACAAAACUUAAGAUCAAAGACCAGGAGAUUGACGUUACCAGGGUCAAUGCUGUUGACUACAGUAUAGUCUCUCCACCAACACUGGACUGCUGGCUCACGUCUGCGGAGUCUGUCCUGCAGAGACGCCUGGAUGAUUUCAUCGUUACUCAACUUUAACUGGGAAUUAUGUUGAAUCACUUGCAAAGAUUUAA
Messenger RNA from Perca flavescens (yellow perch), 668 nucleotides. RefSeq lists its product as uncharacterized. Bases 1 to 633 code for a protein of 210 amino acids. The transcript has 6 exons. Lineage: Eukaryota; Metazoa; Chordata; Actinopteri; Perciformes; Percidae. The record is from RefSeq and is a predicted model, not a curated record.